AGAGUGGGAAGGAUAGUUGGGUGGUGGGGAGAACCAGUGAGAACAGAUGACUAUUCGCUGAUUUCAGUAUGCUCGGAAAUUUUGGUUUUGUAAUGUGUUCUCGUUUAUUUUUUUUCCGAACACAAAUGCACGAGCCACUGCUUGCGCUCUUCCAUAAUAGUUCCGUGGGGUAAAUGAAAUCGCGCGCUCGCUGUAGCAUGUAUCUCCACUCGACUGCUCACCGAAAGGUUCUCUUCCAUUAAUUGGCCUACGUAACUAUACUGAUAAUUAUGAAUUUACAAACGCUUUUCCAAGACUUCAAUCCAAGCAAAUUUUUGGUACAUUCAUGCUUAAUGAUAUUUACAUCUCUAUUCGCACUUCGAUUGGACGGUUUCAUAGAAUGGAGUUAUUGGUCGAUAUUCAGCCCGAUAUGGUUCUGGAAAGGUAUGGUUAUUUUGGGUGCUAUAGUAGGAAGUUAUGUCUGGUGGAGACAUCCACACGCAAGAUUGGAGGGAGAUGCCUAUGUGCAUUAUAAGGCAAUGCUGAUUACCUUGGCAUUACACUUAAUUCUACUGAUGUUCGAGCUAUUAGUAUGUGACAAGUUAGAGUCUGAAAGACACUUGUGGAUACUUGUAUUCAUACCUUUGAUAUUUAUCUCGAUAGUGUCAAUUGCUGUGUGCAUCUGGGCUGUCAAGCACGAUCGGUCAUUUGAACUCGAACUGUUCUGUGCGGUGAAUGUAUUGCAGUUCAUUUUCCUGGCUUUGAGAUUAGAUGGUUUUAUAACAUGGAGCUGGGAAGUUGUAUUUGUGCCAUUAUGGGCACUUCUUUGUUUAUCCUUGGUGGCUGUUUUAUAUGCAAUAGUAUUUGCUGCUGUUUUACUAAGAACGCCGCAAAUCAACGCCCGGCAGAGGCGGACCUCGUUGAAUUCAGCAUUAGCAUAUACGUUUCUUGUUGUCCCUAUUUUAGUGUUCCAGGUACUGCUAGCAAAUAAAUUGGAUGGAGAUAUUUCAUUGAAUUAUACAACAGUAGCGAUGCCACUGCUUGUGUCACAUAUGACCCUUAUUUUUAUGUCUUUUGGUGCAAAGGGUGGCAAUAGAUGGUGGUUUGGUAUCAGAAAGGAUUUCUGUCACUUUCUGUUGGGUUUGUGCCCGUUACUUCAAGAAUAUGGUAAUAUCUCGUAUCAGCCGAGGGACGAACGAGAUCAACCGCCAUCCGAGCCAAUGAUUUCGGAAAAGGGUGAAAAGCUCAUUAAGAAAAUCGACCUAAUGAAACCUGUUGUGCCUAUAAUCUCUAUAGACAUGCCUGACUGAUUGGCUCGAAGCAGGGUUUGUUCGGAUAUUUUACAAAUGUUAUCUUCAACACAACUGGCUUAUACAAAGCCGGAUAUCUUAUAUAAAAUAAGCAGGCCUUAUUAAGCAAAGAGACGGAAUUUUACGGAAUGCGUAUGUCAACUGGGAUACAAGACUGAGCACCUCGCAUCUCUAAGACUAAUAUUGUUGGAACUUCGGGAAAAUGUCGGGAGGAAAAGGGAGCGCGGGAUAAAAGUGGAUAUAUCUAGACGAGCGAUGUUGCUGUUAAAACGUUGCUGGACAUCAAUAUUUAAUGCCCAAUCAUUUAUUAUUAUGUUAUAAUGUAGAAAUAUAAUGUACAGACUGUUAUAUCACAAUAACAUUACGUAUAUAUAUACACAUAUAUAUAUAUAUAUAUAUAUAUAUAUAUAUAUAUAUAUAUAUAUAUAUAUAUAUAUAUAUAUAUAUAUAUGAUACCAUGGAUAUUGAAUAUUAUAUGCGUUUACCGUACAUUAUGACGGCAAACAAAUGCUAGUAACAUUGUUAUUUUAUAUACAUACAUGCAUAUACAUACAUAUACACGGCGUAUGUAUGUAUAUAUAACACUUCAAAAAAGUACUAUUAUAAUCUAAUAAAGUUUCUAUUUUUUGGUAUCAACAGCAACAAUCAAUUAAUUUCUAUGAUACUGUUAUUCGACAUCUGUAGCAAUAUCGCAAUACACAUGGUAUAUAUUGAGAUGUAUAUAGUAUAGUAUAUUUGUACAUAUAUAUAUCUCGAUAUUGUCUCUCUGAGACUCUGUUAUAACGAUCCAAGUGUUUCUAUGUUUAACAGCUUUACUACGAAUUAUCGACUGUGAAUGUUACAAACAUUACAGACAUGUGAACAAUUACAUACAUACAUACAUUGGAGCUAUUACUUUCGAUGUUCCGAGAUCUUGUAAUUUUUGUAACUUGUAAAGAGUAUUCUGUGAGAAAUAGAAUAGUACGUCGUGAACACACUAUCUUCUCGAUAUAUAUAUCUCAUUUGCGAUUGAAAUCUCUUCGCUGAUACUUCUUUAGGAGAGAUCACCAUAACGGCACGUACUCCGGCACCCACGUCCGACCGAGGAGCGACGACACAUUCGCUGACACUUUGGUGAUGUCGAAUUCAGCGUCUUCUAUUAGCGACGUUUCCGCAACGUGCAGCGCUUGAAGACGACGCGCGCAGAGUGCGACGAAUCUCGCCAGUCCGGAACAACUGUUCAACGAGAUGAAGAGAGUCGCCUAAACCGACGGCGCUGAGCUGCGCGCAACUUUUAGCCAUCGAAAUCAAGAAGCGAUCGAUCGGACCGGACCCAUACGCGGCGAUCACCAGCUCUAUCAGUCGCGGACACUGCUCGCUAAUCCUCGAUAUCGUCGCUUGCGACGGCGUAUCGCCGAGAUAGAGAUGCGUUACGGGAACGUGCGUCGUGAAUAACAAUUUUUGAUCGUCGUCGUCAGUCAUUACGAGAUUUAUAUUGGGCAGAUGAUUCGAGAAUGCAGACCAUGCCUUCUCGCUGAUGCGUGGAAGAGGCCUCACUUCCGGGUAUGCCUCUACUUGUAAGGUCUCCAAAUGAAUUUGUUUCAUCGAGCAUAACGCUAAAAGUAACUCGUCGCUCAAUAAGGAGUAUGACAGAGAUAAUUCGCGGAGCCAACGACAGUGGUCGGCCAGAACGAAGAUGCCUAAAAUAGGGUGAAUAAUCCUUAUGACACGAGCCGAUAGUUCGGUUUACCUUCGGGCGACAGCCGCAGAGAUCCUUUGAUUCGUAGAAGAUGCAACGUCUUGGAGCUCCUCUCGUCGUCACUGUCGCGACGUUGCUCCAUUCUUCUCGCCUUGGAGACCGUCACUGCGGAUUUAAAUCGCUCACCAUCGAUCUCGUCAAGCUCUGGUUCGAUUUCGCGCAGGAGUCGCAAGGCACUGUAUCUCAACGUGUGAGACUUCGCGCACUACCGUGAGAAUAUUCGUGAGACGAUGAUUUUGAGAAGCUGGUAGUAUCAUAUCCUUUCGCUCUGUCGUAGACCAUAGUCUUCCGCAAAACGAUCGGUCGGUCACCGGUGGCGGUGGUGCUAAAAAGCGAAAGGAACUCGCGGAAGUGGGGACUAGGGCAGACACGCGAGGAUACGUGUAUUAAGUAAAAGUAAAAGAGAAGAGGGUCAAGGACUUCGAGAUCUCCUAUCGAGUUUGAGGCUCUCUGGAGCCUCGUGCACUUGUGCACAGCAUGCUGUUCACGUGUGUGCCGCAUACCAUGAAGAAGCAACAUUACGAAGAAACUCCUCCAGCAGGGGAAAGCUACAGUCUCUCUCCUUGAGGAAUAUAUCCAUAUUGUUGGCCACAAGGAGAGCUUGCUUUUAAAUUUAAAUCUAAGUCUGUUAUAUAUUAAAGAAAUAGAGAUUGUACAAUGAAGAUACGAAAAACUUAUAUAAUAAGCUUCUAGGAAUAUCUUCGUUCUUAAAAAUUUCCAUUAAUUAAUUAUAAAUCAUUUAUAAUCUCCAUUUUUUAAAUAUGUAUUUAAGAAAGGAUACGCAUCUGCGAGCGGUAUAAAAAUAGAUUGUAUUUAUAGAAUGUUCUUUAAGACGACUUUUGGAAAUAAGCUUUGACGUUCGCAUAUUCCUUCAUUCUUAGAAAUUUCUAGUGCCAACUACGCAUUUGCAAGAUCUUUUAUGUGAAAAAAGUAUCGUGAUCUCUCACUUGCAAAGAAGUAUAAUUGUACUACAGCGUGUUCUUUAAGAAAGUGAAAAGAGACUUUCGCUUUUCUCUUUUUUUCUUUUCUUUUUAAACCUGCAACGAAACUACAAAGUUUCUUAGGCUGCAGUAUCUUUUCUUCAGAUCAAAUAACAUCGUAAUCAUUUACCGACUA
Molecule: messenger RNA, 4143 nt
Organism: Odontomachus brunneus
Lineage: Eukaryota; Metazoa; Arthropoda; Insecta; Hymenoptera; Formicidae
Product: transmembrane protein 185A
Exons: 11
Coding region: 270-1289 (339 amino acids)
Source: RefSeq, a predicted model, not a curated record